AUGACCUUGGUGGUUCCUCCCCAGCAGUGUGCUCGAAGCGCUCUACCUGCUCCGCUUUCGCCAUCUACCCCUUCUUCGGGACCUUGUGUUGGAUGCGUUAAGCUUCACGCUGAUAUUAAACAGAAUGUUCAAAUGAUGAUGGACAAGUUUGAUAUUUUACUCAUGCGCUUAGAAGGAUUUAUCAACGAUAAAAGUAGAGAUAACAUAAACGAACAGUACAGUCGUAGUGAAAGCGGCAGCGAGGAGAAGGAUAUACCGUCACCCGUUGACAGUCGGGCCUCACCUACCCUCGUUCAAGGAAGCCGUAAACGUAAACCAACAAAAGAAGCUAUUCACAAGCUCAUAGAAACCAGUGAAAAGAAAGUUAUGGAGGAAUCACCACCUACUAGCGUUGCAAUUUCCACAACCGCCGGUUCAACUCCCGUUUCUGGUGUUGGAGCCAUGCCUGCCGAGUUCAACUUCCCGGCUGCUCUAGGAGCUUCUGGCACAUUGGACCAAAUGGCUCAACAACAACAGCUUCUUCAAUUCAUUAUGCAACAAUCUCUUCAACAAACUACUCCUACAUCCACACCAAAUGCUACACAGCCUCAACAGCAACAAAGUGCCAGUCCCCAGGAGUCAGUAACUCCUUCAAAUAUCAAGCAGGAACAACCUGAUCCUCAAAGCAUUAUGGAACAAUUACAACAACAAUUCAAGGAGAAGUACGAAGAAGAAGACAACAAUGCUUCCGUCUCUCGUUGCAGUAACUGCAUGACCACGAAGACAACUGCCUGGCGACGUGACCUUACUGGAAAGUUGGUCUGCAACGCUUGUGGACUCUAUUAUCGUCUUCACAGAACUCACAGACCAGUACACAUGAGAAAAGAUUUUAUUCAACAGCGCUUCCGUCGAAAAACAAAGGAAGAAGAGGCAAAUACCCAAACAGCAGUUUUCAACCAAUUGCUUAGCAUGAGCGGGAUGCCCAACCAAGCAUUCAAUUUUCUAGAACAGUUCAAUCAGAUGAAUGCAGUCCAAGAGCAAUUAAACGCGACAGCACCUGUCUAA
Auanema sp. JU1783 is the source of this 1044-nucleotide messenger RNA. NCBI's taxonomy places the organism in Eukaryota, Metazoa, Nematoda, Chromadorea, Rhabditida, Rhabditidae. The record is from the annotation of a GenBank genome assembly.